Trichosporon asahii var. asahii CBS 2479 is the source of this 1506-nucleotide messenger RNA. RefSeq names its product protein-vacuolar targeting-related protein. NCBI's taxonomy places the organism in Eukaryota, Fungi, Basidiomycota, Tremellomycetes, Trichosporonales, Trichosporonaceae. The transcript is spliced from 7 exons. The coding region runs from base 1 to 1506 and encodes 501 amino acids. The record is from RefSeq and is a predicted model, not a curated record.
AUGCUAGUCCUCGGACAUGGCCAGGCAUUGCACAUCCUGCUCCUGGCCACAUACGUCUCCGCAUUCUGGCCCUUCUCCUCUUCACAAGCGUCAUUCACCCCGACAUCACGGAAUGACUCAAGAACAGCCGACCCCCGGCUGCAACGGGCGCCCUCGACCUCGCCCCCGGAGAAGAAGAAGGAAAUGGCACAACUCCUAGACAAGUUUGCCCCCAUCUUCAAACUUGCGUCGACGGAACGCUUCUACCCGAGCUCCGUCAAGUGGAUGCUCGAUCGGUACGACUACAUAGAGUACCUGAACCACACCAAGUUUGACCCGUUACCCGGAACACUGUCGCCCGGCGGCCUCGGCUCGCUCGAGUACAUGGAGUCGCCGAAACGGAUGCACCUCUCGACCGAGCAUCCCGCCAACGCCCAGCCGAUAUUCAACACGGAGCCGAGUUACUUCAUGUACGGCCCGGCGGGACAGGAGGGCGCUCUCGAGAUGGGCCCAGAUGGACGGGGGAGGGUGCAUGAUGAGGUGUACGGGUUCUGGGUCGACCAGGGGCACGGCGUUGUCGAGGUCGGAUACCUCGGCUGGCUCGGAAAUCGUGAGCUGAGUCAGUUGGUGGCAGCUGACAUCAGACGUGACGGACUGGGAACGCCUGCGACUGCGCACCAUCAACGGAUCAGCCGUCUCGGCCGACUUCACGGCGGCGCCUUCUCCGCCGGCACAUACCGGUGGGAGGACGUAGAAAAGAUCGACGGGCGGCCCGUCGCUUACAUCGCGCAUGGCAGCCACGGUGUUUGGCCCAACGCGGGCAAGCACGUGUACGCGCAGCUGCUGAAUCUCUGGCAGCUAGUGGAUGUAUGCGACGACCGCGGAGCCCUGUGGGACACAAAGGGGCAUGUUGUGCCGAUCGAGUUUUGGAACGGGCCAGAGUAUGGACACCGUAUCGAGCAUACGGGAGACCAGUCUUGGCUCGAGUUUGAGGGGAAAUGGGGCAAUGUCGGGGAUGGGUGUUGGUAUGAGCCCUUCAUUGGGAUCUGCCAGUUGAUCGCUGGGCCGCCGGGGCCAAAUCGCGAGUUUGGCAUUCCGCCGAGUUGUAUCCUUGCGCCCCCCGCCGACGCCGGGUCGACGUUCAAGUUCUACCUCUCCAACUGGGUCGUGUGGCAAGCCCAGGACCUGAACGUGACGCACGUCCUGCUCGAGCAAGUUUGCACACGGCCCAGUAUGGGUGCCUCGGCUCGAGACCCUUAUUCUGUCGCCCCGCUCGAGGUCCACGACCGGCUCCCCUUUGACCCCGAGGAUCGAUUCUACGAGGCCACAGCAGCGCGGUGCGAGGGCGGACGAUCAGCAGCUAAGGGAUACCGACUCGCUCUGUACCGGGGCGAGGAAAGGGUCAGCACGAGCCCCGUGCGGGUCAUCUGUGUCUAUGACGAGGGACAGGGAGCGUACAUUGACAGUCCGGGCGUGGACGUCAUGGACUGGGAUGACUGGCGCUGGAAGCUGGUGAUCGACAAGUAG